UUUGGUUGAAACUUGGAAGUUGAGUUCACUGUCGUGACCGUCGAGCGGGCGUAAGUAUGAUGUACCGUCAGCAGACCUACACACAUGUGACACACUAGUUACUCGGGCCACACUUACCAACACGACAGUUGACCAAAUUUACCAGUCACGCCAACUGACCACCAGCUGUCUAGGUGUGUCCAAAAACAUCUAUGUGUCACCAAUCAUUCGUUUAGCCUAGCCAGCUUCACAUAAUGUAUUAUAGGCCUAUGGGACUUCAUCAUGUCCGUUCCAUGAAUGUAGGAACUUGAACCACGGGAUGGCUCUCUCUGGCUAGAGAGGUAGGCAGACCAUAGAGCUUGUAGAGUUUGUAGCUCUAUGGGCAGACCGAGAAGCCCUGUAGUAGUCAGGACUCUUAAGGGGUCGUUCAUUUCUCCUUAUUUUAAGGUUAAAUGGUUACAAGAUGAACAUGGUGAACUUGUCCUGGAGUGUGUCUGCUGUCGUGCUGACACAUCCUAGGACAUUGAGUGCACAUAUCAGCAAUAAAGAUUAAAGGUUCAUGCAGGAGCUGCAUAAUAAAUUUUGUUGCCAUUUGGUUAACCAGCAGUCAUGGCUUGGUUGGUAUGGGUAGCUCUGAUACCAGGGAAUGGUACUGGCAAGCAGGGUUUGUACAUUUGUUCUGGUACCCUUGUUUUCUUCAUUUUCUUUUCCUGUUCUUUUAACUUAAGUAGCUGAUUGAAAUGUAAUAGCAGUUUUCCAUUUCUUAAAUUCAUAGUUUGCAGGAUUGUCUUUUGUUAGAGGAGAAAGGUCUGACAACUGUUUUUUCUGCUCUGAAAGUAAGGCACAUGCACGCACACUGCACAUGUGUGGUUGAAUUGCUGCUUGUGCAAUUUAUGUGAAUGACUCAUGGGCUUGUUUGCAAUUAAAUUGAUCUAAAUACUGACAGCGUGAAGGACUGUUUGUCAAACCCCUCAAAUUUCUACAUGAUUUACCAAAACAAUUUAGAUCAUGUCAUGGCAUCAUUCAUUUAUAUGUUUACUCCUUGCUAUUCUUUGAUUGCUUGGUAUAUGUGCAAUGCAUAGUUUGGAUGUCAUAUUCCAUUUUUUCGCAGACCUGUGUACUAGGGCCCUAUCCCACAGCGCUGCUCUACAUACGAUUUCACGCUAACAGAGGCUACACAUAUUUCGUGGGGAUUGUAAGCAGUAAGCUUAGCCAAAGGCAUGCUAACCUUGGAUUAAAAUUUGCUUAAACUUAAUGGAACUCUCUAUGCGUGCACAACCAUGACAUUAGCCAAGCACUGCUAUGAAAUAUUGCAUAAGGUAAGCGAAUUUCUCGACUAAAGUAAGCACGGUUUUGCUGCUUACUGUUGAGGUGCUCCAUGAAAUUGGGUCCAGGUCUGUUUAGCUGCAUCAAUAAAUUUCAAAAGUAGUUCGAGAGAGCUUUGCAUUUUUUUUAUUCGGAGCUGAGAGGUGGGGCUUUGUCUGACUAUAAAUCUACUGGUACCAUUCCAUGAAGAUAAAUUACUGUCAGGUUUUAUGAUUCAAGGACAUGGUGCAGUCACAGGGAGCAAACGGCACUUAUUCAGUGGGGUUUGGUUGCUAAGAAACCAACAGGUUGCCAUGAAACAUUAAAAAAUGGACGGACCAUAACGAGUUUUCAGAUUUGGAUGUGAAUAGGUACAGUUAGAAAUUUGUUGCCAAGGCGGUAUCAUCUCAUUCUGAUGCCAUAACAACAGACUGUUGUCUGUUUGCACCUGAAGACUUUCUGGACUGCUUGUGACAAUGGGAGGAUCUGCGAAUUGUGUGACCAGUUGAUUAAAUUUGUAGAGGUUGUUUCUGUGCUGGAAGAAACUAGAUGGCUGACAAAUUCAGCAUAGCUUUGGUGGACCUUCAUGUCUACCUGGUGCCCAAGGAAGCCUGGAAUGAGAAAUACCGCAGUGCUUACAAUGAUGUCAUCGAUCAGACCAUCUCAGCCGGCUUCGUCAGAGUCUGGCCAGAGCUGAGUCUGUACUACCUCAGGAACCAGAUCCUGGAGCAGCUUGGCUACGAUGUGCUACCCACUGAGUAUGUGUUCCUCAGGAGUGUAGGUCGAUGCCUGACACAGGUGAAAUCCAGACAAGAGUUUGAAUUGAAAGUUAAAAACUUCAUACCUCCACAGACCCCCUUACCAGAGAUCUUUGUCAUGGAGGCUAAGCGAGAUCCCCUGAACCUGGCCUCGUUCACCAACCAUGAAAGAAUUGAAGUACUCGAAGAGGAAACAAUUAGCCCACUUAUGGAGGAAUCCAAAGGUACAGGCAAUAAUAGGACCCCAGAAUCUGAUGCUGAAAAUACUGGGACACGCCAUGCUGACUCAACAAGUAAACAAAGUGCAAUUAAGCUUCACAGUGGUCUAUUGCAUGUUGGACAGCGGGACGUUGGUGUCCAGCAUGCUUGGGACACCAGCCAGACGGCCCACGCUAAUCACCUUCCAGACAUCUCCAUGGGUACCCCCUCACCCAAUCAGAGUCCCCGUUUCAUGUGCCACCAUCACAACCAAUCAUCACAUGCCACUCAUCAGCACAAUGCUAACACAAAGAUUACCCACGAUGCAUCAGAUCCUUUACACAGCACAGUUGUAGUACAGCUAACCAACAAUACACCAAGAUCAUCUUCCAGAAUACCACAUCUAACACACAGAAGUUCACAGACAACCCCCAUGCCAGACUUGAUCAUUGCAAAUUCCAGACUGAGUUCUGGAAGCAGCAAUCCUUCACAAGGUGCCGCAUCACCUCCAAAGAGAAAAAUACUGUCAACGAGUAGCCCACCUCAGAAGCAAAUUCUCGGCUCACCACAGAGAAGCCCCCCUUUGUCAUCCAACAACAGUCUUCCACAUCUCACCCCACUGCCCCCUUGCCUUGACCAGACCGCCAAUGCCGAUUCCAGCCUGAACUCCACCACCAACAACAGUGCCGACAGCAGUGGUCGAGUGUCCACCAUCAUCCUCCCUUCUGAUCCUAUUAUUAACCACUCUAACCCUGGCCUAAGGACUCCACCUGUUUCCCAUCCUCACUCCAGCCAACAGGUGAAUGCUGCCCCAUCAUCUGUUCAUCACACUAACCCUAACAGUCCAUUUGUUGAUGUUUCCCCACCACCAGCUAGAACCUCUACUAACCCACCAUCGGAAGCGUCCAGCUCAGCCCACUGGGCUAUUCCUCAAACUUAUAGGGCUUUUCACGACGAGCACCAACCAUCCACGUGUGGUACAACUCCCAUCCCUUCCCAAAUCCCCAAUAUUACCCCAGGUGGUGUCCCCCCUUUGAACCUCCAUCAUCUCGAUGCCGUCAAGGGAAUGGAUCCAUCGACACCCCUCAAAUCAGGACGGCCAGAUACCUACACCAACAACACCAAUGAGGAUUCUGGUAUUGCCGAGUUUACCCCUGAUAGAAAUGAGCUGGACUAUGGACGGCAGCGGAGCGACUCUCUGGAAAGGAAGCAAAUGGCUGAGAAGCAGCAAACACCAAGGACGUUUGAAGUAAAUCCCAAGGGAAGACCUGAAGGUUUGGAUAGCAGGUUGCACUCAGCAGAGCCAGAACCUUUAGACAGAGCACACCUACAGGACAGUGCCAGGCAGCAUCCAGCACCAGAUAAUGCUGCAGCAGUGCAAGAGGCGGAGAGAUUAAGGGAAGAGGAAAGAGCCCGGCAAAGAGAGCACCAGAUCCAAGAAGCCACUGCUCAGGAGCAGGCGGAGAGGCAGAGGCAGCUGGAGUCGGCACGGCGGCGAGAGGCCGAGAGAUGGGAGAAGGAGAAGCAGGAAGAAGAGGAGAGGCAGAGACUCUUGAAGGCUCGGCAGCAGGAGUUGGAGAUGCAACGGCGGCAGGCACUGGCCGCCCAGGAGGCAGCUGCUGCGCAGCAAGCAGCAGCUACUGCCAAGGAGAAGGAAGAAGCAGCUGCAGCACUUCAGCAACGACUCCGGGACGAGGCAGAGGAGCGAGAACUGGAGGAGGAGAUCCGGAGACGGCAAGCGGAUGAGCUCCGGCAGAGCCGCCAGAUGUCCUGGGACCAGGCCCGCAGGAGGGAGCUGGAGGGGGUUACCCCGCUCAGCCAGCAGGCUGGCAGCAGCCAGCAGAAGGACUUGUAUGACCCUCAUGCCAGGGACUCUGUCAGGAAGGAAUACACUGGGGACUUGUCGGAUAGGAAGACAGUAGGGGGAGGAAGUACUAGACAAUCCGAGAGAACUCAAGAUAGUGCAUUAUUAUUGGAUGAUGCAGGAAGCAGUGUAGCUUCCAAUCGGGAUGGCACGAGUGCUGGAGAAGCAUCAGAGAAAACUCGCCAAACAACAGAGUCAGCAAAGGAGAGACUUGAAACAGAACGUGAAAGGUUAAUUGCUGAGCUACACGAGAGGCAGACAGUGAGAUUCGAUUUAGAGAGAACCCGGGAGGAGCUGAUGAGGCAAGCCAAGAUGUUGCAGUCACGAACCAAUGACCGCAGAAACAAAGACGAGGAUCUGGAUUCAGGGCUAAUGACCCUCGCAGCGAGGGACUACUGGAAGAAGCGAUACUUUGAGGAAAAGAAGAAGACUAACCCCUUGGAGGAGCAGGUGAACAGGCUGCGGAUCCAGCUAGACCAGCAGCAUCGCAAACUGCUCAACCAGCUGGAAGGCAGGGGUCCCAACCGGAGGGGCAUGCCUCGAGAGCCACCCUCCAAGAAGAAUGAUCACAAGAUCUUGAUCUUCAAGCUGAAGCACCAGAUCGAUGACCUCAAGAGGAGAGUGGAGAACUCCAAGAUGAAACUCACUUCAGAAAUCAAGCUUCGCAACCAAGCAGAGACCGAGUUGCGAAACUUGCGAUCGGACGUCAUGCAGCGCAAGAUCAACGUGACCGUGUCUCGCUCCCAACAACUCACCACCCUCAAGGAACUGGAGGAGAAACAGGGGGUGCGAACCACCCCCCUACGGGGCACCGGCGCGACCUCAUACACGCCCCGGGGGACCGUCAAAAUUGGGCUGAAGUAAGACACAUCCGGCCACCGUUUUUUUUGGACUGGAAGACAAGCAUUGCAUAAUGAUAGAUGUGUUGGUCCAUCUAUUUGCACACUUUGAAAAUGACAAAGGAGCGGUAUCUGGGCCAUAGUCGGUUUGGCUGGUCAAAGGGUAAAGGUCAAGUCUGAGGUCUUAAUUUACAUCUGAGUAAGGUAUAAAAGAUGGACAUCUGUCAAUUUCAGUCCUUUCUGCAAACUCUCAUCAAUCAACAUUUUCUGUUGUACCACAUUCAGCACCCCAUACUUGGAAGUUAGCCUGUUUGCACUGAAUACUGUUCACCUUUUUUUUGGAAGUCGAAUUUGACUGCAGCUCUGUGCACCAUCACAUGCACGUGUUGCCAGGACAUGCCUAGGAACCUAUUCCCAGUGGAUAAACUGUAACCCAAAGGCAAAGCACACAAAAAUCAUUCACCAUGGAGUUGUUUUGCUGGUGGAAACUGUUCAUAAUCGGUCAUCAGUAUGGUGCAGAUGGGUUUUGGAGUACUAGCAUCCACCUGCAGUCUGAUGGCCGACAAUAAUUUGAUGACAAUAUCUUCUUCAAUUUUUUAAGUAUUCAGUCUGCAUGCAUGAAUAUGAAAUAUUCUCUUAAUGGCAAUAAAUGUAAUUCUAGAAUCAGUAUGUACCCGUAGUUAAAAUGAAAACCUCAUUCUUUUAUGUUUUGUAAUCCAAGUUGAAGUGUACAGUUGCUAGAUUUUAUUUAUUCAUCCACUGCUCAUUAAAACAUUUUUAAAAUGUACGUAGUGCUCAUAAAUUUGUAUUUUAUCCACACGUAUAGGUACUCUGAAAACUGAAAGAAAAUUAAACUUCAAGAGGGUCUGGAAGCAUGUGGAUUUUUUGGGGGGUUCCAAAGAAAUCCACUUGGUUCGCUUUGGCUCGGUUUUUGGAGACACUAGGCCUAAUCAAAUCUAUCUUGAUAUAAAAGGGAAUUGUUUAACUCGUCAUAUUUACAUUGUUUUAUCUUCAAAACAGAGCAGAGUUUUCUCCACUUUUUGUUUCCAAGACAUUGUUUGCAGUAUCCUUCUUCAAAAUGAGCUAGCCAAAUGAACAUAUGCAUCAUAAUUUAUCAGGUUUUUCUCCAAAACGACCAUUUAUAGACUUUACUUUCUGGUCUAGGUUUAAGUUCAUGGUUUUCGAAGAACAAAUAAAAUUCCUGAAUUUAUUUUCUUGUCAAAAAAAUUUGCUGCUGGGUGUUUUCUGUGAGAAAUCCGAGUUACAAUGAUUUUUCAAUGUCGAGGUUGGGCCAUUCAAGUUGAAAACCAACAGAAAUGUUAUGAAAUAUCUCACCUCUGCCACAUAAUCAAUGGCAUGAUAUGUGCAUAAAUAGCCCUGGUUGAAUGAAGUCUUUACCACAAAGCUCAUGCAGGACUUUGAAGGAGGCAUUCAGUAAUGCUAGCAUCGACUUUAACACACCAAUUGCUCCAUCAACAAAUACACCUAUAUACAUACUGAAGUUUAUUCUCAUUGAUUGAAAGUGAAUAAAGGAAAUGGCACAGGUAUAAAUGCUGUACUAAUGACAAGUGUUUUGAACAAAAGAAAGAAAACAAAAGGAAAGAGAUUGUGAAAUAUCUUGAAAUGCAAAUACACAACUGAAUAUGAGCUGCUCUAUCAAAAUGAAGAAUAAACAGCUGCUCUUACAUUGA
Messenger RNA from Acanthaster planci (crown-of-thorns starfish), 6634 nucleotides. RefSeq lists its product as uncharacterized. NCBI's taxonomy places the organism in Eukaryota, Metazoa, Echinodermata, Asteroidea, Valvatida, Acanthasteridae. The record is from RefSeq and is a predicted model, not a curated record.